CUCUCGCCGCCCGUGGGGAAGUCGGGGCCGCCCGAGCGGCCGCCGCCACCGCCUCGCCCCGACCUCCUACCCCGUCCCCUCCCGGCCCGCCCCUCCCGCCCGCGCACCCCCGAGUAGUGAGUGGCCCCGCGUAGGGUCCGGAGAGUCACCGCGGCGGCGCCGGGUGGUGUUUAGACCAUGUUAAGGAGGAUUUUGCAGAGGACUCCUGGGAGAGUUGGCUCUCAAGGUUCUGAUUUAGAUUCAUCAGCAACUCCUAUAAACACAGUGGAUGUCAAUAAUGAAAGCUCUUCAGAGGGUUUCAUCUGCCCAUUAUGUAUGGAAAGAUAUAUAACUGCUAUUGAUUUAUCGGAGCAUUACCAGAAAGUGCACGCUGAAAAUGAAACAAGAGGACAGGAACUUCUUAAUGACUCCAGUGUUACUGGCUUCAUAUGUCCCCAGUGUAUGAAAUCUCUUGGAUCUGCUGAUGAACUUUUCAAACACUAUGAAGCAGUUCAUGAUGCUGGUAAUGAUUCAAGUCAUGGAGGAGAGGCUAAUAUUGCUUUGAAGCGAGAUGAUGUAACACUACUCAGACAAGAGGUCCAAGACCUACAGGCUUCACUUAAGGAAGAAAAAUGGUACUCGGAAGAAUUAAAGAAAGAAUUAGAGAAAUAUCAAGGGCUGCAGCAGCAAGAGGCUAAACCUGAUGGAUUGGCGACUGAGUCAUCAGCAGAACUACAGUCUUUGGAACAACAAUUAGAAGAAGCCCAAACAGAAAAUUUUAAUAUUAAGCAAAUGAAAGACUUAUUUGAGCAAAAGGCCGCCCAACUUGCUACUGAGAUUGCAGAUAUAAAGUCAAAAUAUGAUGAAGAAAGGAGUCUUCAUGAAGCUGCCGAACAAAAAGUGACACAUCUGACAGAAGAAUUAAACAAAGAGGCAACUGUAAUUCAAGAUCUAAAGACUGAGCUGCUUCAGAGACCUGGUAUAGAAGAUGUUGCUGUGCUGAAGAAAGAACUAGUCCAAGUUCAAACACUAAUGGACAACAUGACCUUGGAACGUGAGAAAGAAUCUGAAAAACUAAAAGAUGAGUGCAAAAAGUUACAAGCAGAAUAUGCUAACUCAGAGGCCACAAUAACCCAGCUAAGGAAUGAACUUGCCAAAGGUCCCCAGGAAGUUGCUGUGUAUGUACAGGAACUACAAAAACUUAAAAGUUCAAUUAAUGAAUUAACACAAAAAAAUGAGAACUUGAUGGAAAAGUUGCUGAAGAAAGAACUAGACUAUACCCAGUUAGAGGAGAAACAUAAUGAAGAAUCUGUGAGUAAAAAGAAUAUACAAGCAACCCUUCAUCAAAAAGACCUAGAUUGUCAGCAACUUCAGUCAAGAUUAUCUGCAUCUGAAACCUCACUGCAAAGAAUACAGGCAGAACUGAGUGAAAAAGGAGAAGCCUCUCAAAAGCUCAAAGAAGAAUUAUCUGAAGUAGAGACCAAGUACCAGCAUCUUAAGGCAGAGUUCAAACAGCUACAACAGCAGAGAGAAGAAAAGGAGCAGCAUGGGUUACAACUCCAAAGUGAAAUUAAUCAAUUACAUGGCAAACUUCUGGAGACAGAGCGCCAACUAGGGGAAGCUCAUGGUAGGCUGAAGGAGCAGAGACAACUUUCAAGUGAAAAGUUGAUGGAUAAAGAGCAACAAGUGGCUGAUUUACAACUGAAACUUUCUCGUUUAGAAGAACAGUUGAAGGAAAAAGUAACAAAUUCUACAGAAUUGCAGCAUCAGUUAGAAAAAACAAAGCAACAGCAUCAAGAACAACAAGCUCUUCAGCAAAGUACUACAGCAAAACUUCGAGAAGCUCAGAAUGAUUUGGAACAAGUACUACGUCAAAUUGGUGAUAAGGACCAAAAGAUCCAGAACCUUGAAGCCUUAUUACAGAAGAGUAAAGAAAAUAUUUCAUUACUGGAAAAAGAAAGAGAAGAUCUUUAUGCAAAAAUUCAGGCUGGUGAAGGAGAGACUGCUGUUCUUAACCAGUUACAAGAAAAAAACCAUACAUUACAAGAACAAGUAACUCAGCUAUCAGAGAAGCUGAAGAAUCAGUCAGAAAGCCAUAAACAAGCCCAGGAGAAUUUGCAUGACCAGGUACAAGAGCAGAAGGCACAUCUCAGAGCUGCACAAGACCGUGUCCUUUCCCUAGAAACCAGUAUCAGUGAAUUAAACAGUCAAUUAAAUGAAAGCAAGGAGAAGGUCUCCCAGCUUGACAUACAGAUUAAAGCCAAAACCGAAUUAUUGCUAUCAGCAGAAGCAGCAAAAACUGCUCAAAGAGCUGAUCUUCAGAAUCAUUUGGACACAGCUCAAAAUGCAUUACAAGAUAAGCAGCAGGAGUUAAAUAAGAUCACUACUCAGUUGGAUCAGGUCACUACAAAGUUACAAGACAAGCAAGAGCAUUGCAGUCAGCUGGAAGGUCAUCUUAAGGAAUAUAAAGAGAAACACCUCUCUUUAGAACAGAAAACUGAAGAGCUAGAAGGUCAAAUUAAGAAACUAGAAGCUGAUACUCUUGAAGUCAAAGCAAGCAAGGAGCAAGCUUUGCAGGAUCUACAACAGCAAAGACAGCUGAACACAGAUUUAGAGCUUAGAGCCACAGAAUUAAGUAAACAACUUGAAAUGGAGAAAGAAAUAGUAUCGAGUGCAAAAUUGGAUCUACAGAAAAAAUCUGAGGCCCUUGAAAAUAGCAAGCAAAUGCUUACAAAGCAAGAGCAAGAAAAUCUAAUCCUGAAACAAGAAUUUGAAAAUUUAAGUCAAGAUUCAAAGAUGCAGCAAAAGGAAUUGAAUAACAGAAUUCAAACAACAGUAACAGAACUACAGAAAGUGAAGACAGAGAAAGAAACUUUAAUGACAGAGCUUUCUACAGUAAAAGAGAAGUUAUCAAAAGUUUCUGAUUCUUUGAAAAACUCCAAAAGUGAAUUUGAAAAGGAGAAUCAGAAAGGAAAAGCUGCUAUAUUAGAUUUGGAAAAAACUUGCAAAGAAUUAAAGUGUCAACUUCAAGUACAGACGGAAAGUACACUUAAGGAACAGAAUGAACUGAAAAAAUCACUUGAAAAAGAGAAGGAGACUUCUCAUCAGUUGAAGUUGAAACUGAAUUCAAUGCAAGAACAAAUCACACAGGCCCAGAGUACUUUAAAACAAAAGGAAAAAGAAGAGCAACAACUUCAGGGAAACAUAAAUGAGCUCAAGCAAUUGACUGAACAGAAGAAAAAGCAAAUUGAAGCACUCCAAGGAGAGGUUAAAAUUGCUGUUUCACAGAAGACAGAGCUUGAGAAUAAACUACAGCAGCAGUCAGCACACGCAGCCCAGGAACUUGCAGCAGAGAAAGAGAAAAUAUCAGUGUUACAAAACACCUGUGAAAAAAGUCAGGAAAAUCUGAAACAGCUUCAGUCUGAUUUCUAUGGGAAAGAAUCUGAACUUCUAGCCACAAGACAAGAUCUUAAGUCUGUAGAAGAGAAGCUUUCUCUAGCGCAGGAGGACUUGAUUUCAAACAGAAAUCAAAUCGGAAACCAAAAUAAAUUGAUCCAAGAACUGAAGACUGCCAAGGCUACUUUGGAGCAGGAUUCAGCAAAGAAAGAACAGCAAUUGAAGGAGCAAUGUAAAGCACUACAAGAUAUUCAGAAAGAAAAGUCACUGAAAGAAAAAGAACUAGUAAAUGAAAAAUCUAAAUUGGCAGAGAUAGAGGAAGUUAAGUGUAGACAAGAAAAAGAAAUCACCAAACUAAUUGAAGAACUCAAGUCCCAUAAACAAGAAAGCAUAAAGGAGAUAACAAAUCUUAAGGAUGCCAAACAGCUUUUGAUUCAGCAGAAAUUAGAACUUCAAGGAAAAGUAGAUUCCCUGAAGGCAACACUUGAACAGGAGAAGAGAAACCAGCAGAUGCUAAAAGAGCAGGUGAAAAAGGAAGAAGAUGAGCUGAAGAAAGAAUUUAUUGAGAAAGAAGCUAAACUGCAUUCUGAAAUAAAAGAAAAAGAAGUAGGAAUGAAGAAGCAUGAAGAAAAUGAGGCCAAACUUACCAUGCAGGUUACAGCAUUAAAUGAAAAUUUAGGCACGGUGAAGAAGGAGUGGCAAUCUAGUCAACGGAGAGUUAGUGAGCUCGAGAAGCAAACGGAUGACUUACGGGGUGAAAUUGCGGUACUAGAAGCAACCGUUCAGAAUAAUCAAGAUGAAAGGAGAGCACUACUAGAAAGAUGCCUUAAGGGAGAAGGUGAAAUAGAAAAGCUUCAAACCAAAGUACUAGAAUUACAAAGAAAGCUGGAUAAUACAACCGCAGCGGUACAGGAGCUAGGCAGAGAAAAUCAGUCCCUUCAGAUCAAACAUACACAAGCGUUGAAUAGAAAGUGGGCUGAAGACAAUGAAGUACAAAACUGUAUGGCCUGUGGGAAAGGCUUUUCAGUAACAGUGAGACGGCAUCACUGCCGACAGUGUGGAAAUAUCUUCUGUGCUGAGUGUUCAGCCAAAAAUGCCUUAACUCCUUCUUCCAAGAAGCCUGUUCGUGUCUGUGAUGCAUGUUUUAAUGACUUGCAAGGAUAAUGGGCUAUCACAACUUCAGAGUAAUAUUACACUAACAUUAGAUUUUUAAUAAAUGUACUUAAUAGAGGUUUUGGACUACUCUUUGAUUUGGACACUGGUUGCAAUACUAGACCAAAUUAGAAUUCGUAUAUUUUGGAAUGUUAUCAAGUAAAACUCUUCUAUUUUUGUGAGACUUGGGCUCAUCUUUCAUUACUUUCUUCCAUUUGGCCCCUGGAACAGCUUUCAUGCCAAGUUUAGAAUUAGCCAAUGAAAUGUAAAUAAACUUUGGACAGAAAAUAGCAAUGUAUUUUUUUAAAUAUAAUUUCAUUGUUCACAAAUGAAGAAUACAAUUCCAUAGCUUACUUCUUUCUCCUAAAUUUAAUGUACAAAAAUGUACAUGGAUGAUGUUAUCAUUUGUUGCUGUUUUUGUUGCACAAUAACACAUUAUAUUAUUCUCUUUGUGAAGUCAUUCACAGAACUAUAAACACUUUCUGACUACCAUUUUCUCUUAAAUAUAGGUCCAUAGCUCAGUUUCAUUGUUAUAAAUUUAAUACUUGGGUGUUCUAAAUACAGUUUAUCUUAAAAUGUGUAUUAACCAUGAAUUCAAAAGUGUUUUUUUGUUUUAACAAUAUUGAUUAAAUUCUUUUGGGUAGACUUUAUGAAAAGCUCUGUAAAAUCAAUUUGCUUAACUUAUGGUUAUAACUGGGGUUAUAUUUUAAAAAAUAGGGUUAAUUUUUCUUUUUCUUUUUGUCUUUUUCUGUCUCCUUUUUAAACUCCUACAUAUUGUCCAUUAAGAAUCUUACAAAGCUUCCCACCCUCACCCUCAGUUGGAGGAUAAAUAAUAGAACUUGUAUAAUGUUCCUAUUCUUGGUUUCUUGUAUUUGGGAAAUCUUCUGAGAUUAGUCUUCAUGUCAUACCCUUCUGUUAUGUUGUCUCUCCAGCACCUUCAGGAAUCUGAGUUUGCUUUUUAAUGGAUCUGCAUUUUACUUUUAUUUGAUUUGACCUUCCUAAGCAUAGUUCAGUUUCACUCUAAUUGUUUUCUAAUUUUGCAUUGUGAAGCUAGUAACUAAUAUUGCCAUAGUCUUAUCUGUAAAAACAAAAUACAAAAUGGUAAGAAGACAUUAAAUAUUUUACUUUAUAUUUUCUUAUUAUCUAAUAGGGAAGAAUUUUAAAAAGUUGUAAAACUGACAAAUUUAAAAUGGUUCUGAGUUUGGAGUUCCGUAUCAACUGGGAAAUCUUUUAACUUUGCAAAAAUAAUGCUGUAAAAUUACCUUUAAGUAACAGCUGGAGAAUAGAGUGUCACCAAAAACACACAUAUUUAGGGAUCCCAAAGUUAUUAUAAAAACUGAAACAGAAUGUCUGAGCACCUUAAGGAUAAUUAAGGAUUAGCCUCUUUGUAUGCUAAACAAUGGAAUUGAACUGUAAUUUAGCAUACAUAGUCUUAUUAAUUGGGAAAACUGGAAAAUAUCUGAAAAGAUAAGUCAUUAGUAUCGGUUUAUUACUCUUUUUAGAGAAGAAAUGUAAAGUUAUACAUUCAUUCAUUGUAAUCAUUUAAUAAUAGCAGAGAAGAAUGAGUUAAUAUUUCAUUUAUAACAAAUAGUGUGUAAUAUACAUUUGCUUUCAAAUAUCAUGUUGAAAUAAAAUUAUGUUUAUGCCAUACCUACAACAUAUAUAAACUGAAAGAGAUUGCCAGAUAUUCAUUUACUUAUUUUUAAAAAACAUUUAAGUAAACCCUGAUGUCAAUAGCUAUUAAGAGAACUGAUUAAGUCCCAGGACUUGGAUAAACAUAUAUCCUUGAGCAUAUAUAGUGAAGAAAUACGAUGGCUCUUUAUUAAAAAUAAUGUUGGAUAAUAUAAACUGAGCUAUUUAUGCAUUUUUAUAUACUUAUAAAUCAAAAUAGUCUUAAUUCUCUACUUUUACAUAUAAAUAAUAAUUGUGCUGGAAAAACACAGAUAUUCACAGAACCACAGUUUAUUUUUUUUAAGAUAAUAAAAUGUCGUGAGAAUUCUGGAUUAGAAUAUUUGUUCACCUCAUCUCCUAGUUGGAUGCACUGCAGGCCUUCCUGUCCCCUCCCUCCCCUGACAACAAAUACAACCUUAUGUGAUUGAGUGAUUUUCUCAUUUUUAUCUAACUAAUUUCAUUUCAUAAGACCCAAAUAAUUUACCUACCAUAGCCUAGUAAACUGAUAAUAUAAAUGAGACCUAACAUUUUUGCUAUUAACUCUUACCAAUUUAAUGUAUUUUGGAAGCAAAAUUAAAGUGUUUUUUCCUUUUAAUUAAAAGGUCCUCUUCUGAGUCUUUAUUGGCUAUCCAUUUUAGAUGUUUGCUGGUACUGUUAUCUUGUGGGUGAGUUAGAGCUGGCAUGUAGAGAGCCCCAGCUCUUGGCUUUAAUGCAAAGCAUAUUGGCAUCAUGUGUUGGUAAAUUCCAAACCCCAGCACAGAAAUGUGAGUUAAAAUCAAGCUGGUUUAGUGUACGAUAUAUCGUACCUAUAGAAUUUUUUUUUAAUAGAAGACAAAGCUGCUGGUAUAGGAUUUGUUCAUUUUUAAGAAAAAAAAGAGGGAAACAAACACAAAAACCUCAAUGCAGUAUACAAAUAACAUUUUGUUGAACUACCUCUUAAUGUGGAAUUAGCUAGUUUAUAGUUUCCUCACAGUAAUGUUAAAUAGUAACUGCCAAAUUUGUUAUUUUCCCAUCUCUCUUAAAAAGUCUUUAUGAUUAUUUUAUAUAGUUUUAAGAACUUUAAAGCCACUUUUUUUUAGCCUUGCAUUUAAAUAAAAAUGUUUAGCUUUUAAGUGGAGAGCAAAUUAUGAUCAUAUGUUUUGAUAUUCAUGACCUAUUUGACUAUAGCAGUUUUUUUUAAAAAAUGCACUUUGGCUAUAAAACCAUGGAUGUUCCGAUCCAUAAGACUUAAAUGUGCCAUCAAUUUAGUAUUACUAGACAUGAGCUUGAUGAAUGGUGUUCUGUAAUUAUAAUGUGCCACACAUUAUCGUGUCUUAAUUGCCCUUUGUCUGAAUUUUAACGAUCAAUUUGUUAUUGUUGCAGAUGUGAAUAUUGUGCAUAAACUUACUAAAUUUAUGUAAAUUGUAUAAAAUAGAAUCAGAAGUCGCUAAAUUCUUUCUAUGUAGAAGUAAUGAAUUUAUUGUAACAUGACACAGUUAUGUAUAUGACAUUCUGUACUUCCUUGAACUGAAUCAUAGCUUCUGUAGAUACUUUUGCAUGGAUAUUUUCUCUUUUAGUUUUUAGGUUCAUUAUUUGUAUUGUGUUUACUACUUGUGAUCAUGUAGUUGUGCCUUAUUUUGUGAGAGAGUUUAGCUCAGUAAAUAAAUACUGUAAUUUCUAAACUCAGUGAUUGGAAGGUUACUAAUUACAAAUGUAACUGAUAAAUUACGCGACAGCAUUUAAAUCUGUAUAAAGAACAAUGGAAGGAUCCUUACUGAAUUGUUGCUUUUGUUUUUUUUUUAAUAUGUUAAAGAUGAUAUUAAAAAAAUUUCUUUCUA
Molecule: messenger RNA, 8015 nt
Organism: Lemur catta (Ring-tailed lemur)
Lineage: Eukaryota; Metazoa; Chordata; Mammalia; Primates; Lemuridae
Gene: EEA1
Product: early endosome antigen 1
Exons: 30
Coding region: 178-4539 (1453 amino acids)
Biological process (GO): endocytosis
Cellular component (GO): early endosome
Molecular function (GO): 1-phosphatidylinositol binding; metal ion binding
Source: RefSeq, a predicted model, not a curated record